AUGUCGAAUCCGGUCCCAGACCUCUCAAUGCUACACCCAACCUGGUUCCUGGGCGACCGACUCCACCAGUUUGCAUCGGCGAGGGCGUGUGAUGACGCUGGACAUGCAGCGUGGGAUGAAGAAUGCGGAAUCUUGGUCCGAGACACGUUGUUGGCGUGUCAGUGCACUGCGCUCGUGUUUCGCCUCAGUGCCAGUGCCGGUCACCAGGUUCAGCACCGGAUUUCCGGGAAUGUGGCAGAUUGGAACGAACCCCCACCCCGACAAACAAAAGAUGCCGAGACUGGGGCUGAAGGGAGAGACUAUUCGAACACGUAG
Messenger RNA from Penicillium lagena, 315 nucleotides. RefSeq lists its product as uncharacterized. Lineage: Eukaryota; Fungi; Ascomycota; Eurotiomycetes; Eurotiales; Aspergillaceae. The transcript has 2 exons. Bases 1 to 315 code for a protein of 104 amino acids. The record is from RefSeq and is a predicted model, not a curated record.